Sphenostylis stenocarpa is the source of this 1614-nucleotide messenger RNA. The record is from the annotation of a GenBank genome assembly. NCBI's taxonomy places the organism in Eukaryota, Viridiplantae, Streptophyta, Magnoliopsida, Fabales, Fabaceae.
AUGAAGUUUAAAGAAGAGAGAGAGGGAGGAGAAUUAGCCAGCGUGAAAACCUACUCUCAGCAGCAGCCUCUCUCGCCACCUUAUCUUCUGGUUGCAACUUCUUCAGUUGACAUCUUCUUAUUGCGAUUGCGGGUGAACCUAAAGAAUUUCCCUGGUUCAACAGUACCUGCUACAUUUGGGAUCCUUUUCCACGUUGGGGUUUUGUUACAUUAUAUACUUUUCUGGUUGAAGUGUGGGUUGGAAAUAAGAGGUCACUUUUCCUAUCCAUUAUCAUCCUUCUUUCCUCCAAGAAUGGCGAAGAGGAAGGAGCGGAUUCAGAAUCCAGAGCCGUUCGAACCAUAUGGCGCUGACCAUGCAAAGACAAAGAAGCUUUCAAAAGCACCAAAGCGGUACCAGCAGGAAGAGAAGUUCAUUGCUCCUAACCUCAGCUCCAAGAUCAUGAAGGAGGCUCUGCUCCAGCAAAAGGAGGAACGUGAGGCAGAGCAUGACAAUGCUGCCACUUUCCUUGAAGAGAUUCCUAAUGCAGAUGAUGACGGCGAUGACAUCGAUGACUUUGUCGGCUUCUCUGAAACACAGAGCCAAUUCGAUGGAUAUGAAGAGGAAAUUAACGAGGAGGAUGAGAGACUAAUGGAAGCAUUCUUUCCAAAAGAGCCUGGACAGCAGAAAACACUUGCAGACCUCAUUGUCCAAAGAAUAAAAGAAAAGGAUGCAUCUGUUGCUUCAGAAAUGCGACCUGUACCAAAAUUGGAUAAAUCCAUAAUUGACAUAUACAAGGGGGUUGGGACUCACCUCAGCAAAUAUACGAUAGGAAAAAUACCCAAGGCAUUCAAACACAUCCCCUCUAUGCAACUUUGGGAGGAGGUCCUUUAUAUAACUGAACCUGAAAAUUGGUCUCCAAAUGCUCUUUAUCAAGCCACCAGGAUUUUUGCUUCUAAUUUUGGUGCAAAAAAGGCAGAACGCUUCUACAAGCUUGUGUUGCUUCCAAGAGUGAGAGAAGAUAUAAGGAAGAAUAAACGGCUGCAUUUUGCUUUAUACCAAACUCUGAAAAAGGCUUUGUACAAACCUGCUGCAUUCUUUAAGGGAAUACUGUUUCCGCUAUGUGAGUCACGCACAUGCACUCUUAGGGAAGCAGUCAUUGUUGGAAGCAUUAUAGAAAAGGUUUCUAUUCCUCCACUUCAUUCAAGUGUUGCUCUAUUGAAGCUUUCUGGAAUGGAAUAUUGUGGCACCACAAGCUAUUUCAUAAAGCUUCUUCUGGAGAAAAAAUAUGCUUUGCCAUAUCGUGUGGUCGAUGCAGUUGUUGCUCAUUUUAUGAGAUUUCUCAAUGAAACCAGAAUAAUGCCUGUUAUAUGGCACCAGUCAUUUCUUGCUUUUGUCCAGAGGUACAAGAAUGAGCUGCAGAAGGAAGAUAAGGAUAGGUUAAGGAAUCUGCUGGAAAAGCAAACGCAUAAAUUAGUUACACCUGAAAUUAGUAGAGAGAUAGAUCACAGCCGCAACCGAGGUGAGCUUAAGGAUAAACAGAAAUUCAGAAAGGAUAUACUGCUUCCAGUAUUUGUGAUAAAGACUAUUGAGGAGGAUAGAUUUGACAUUCCAGAUGUACCAAUGGAGGAGGACUAA